AUGCGCGAAGAGAAAAAUAGCAUCGCUGCCAUGGGCCAGGGGUGGGGGGAGGAGGAGGACAUGCAGCCGGUGGUUCUGUGGGUUCCCAGCGGGCGGCGGCUGCUCUCGGGGCUGUUGGGGAUGAACCUGGUGCUCCUGGGCGCCGCCCUGGUGGGCAGCCAGGCCUUUAACCCCAGCGGGCUGCGCAACCAGGAGCCCGAGGCCUUCCUGCUGCUGGUGAUGGGCCUCAGCCUGGCCUGGCUGCUCUGGCACCUGCUGUGGGCCCGCAGACAGCCCGGAGCCCCGCCCCACACGGACCACCAUGCCGGGGGCGUCGCUGUCACAGUGGUCCUCAUGGUGCUUGCAGCCUUCAGUGUCCUGCUGCAUGUCUUCAGGCUGGGGUACUUCGCCAUGAUGGUGGGGUGCAAACCCGCCGCCAAAAUCCUGUCCGCCUUCUUCGAGGGCCCCUUUGUGAUUCUGCAGACAUACCUGCUGUGGGCUCACUCUAAGGACUGCGUUCACAAACACAAGAUCCAGACCAGGUGUGGGCUCAUACUCACCCUCUGUGUGGACGUGUUGUUGUGGCUGAACGCUGUAACUGAAGACACGGUGCACAUGGAGAUCGAGCUGGAGCGAGAGGAGGCUGGCGUCUUCGGAAACUUAUCCUUUGACAUCGAGAGCUCAGAGUCGGGGAACGGGACCCUGUGCCAGUGUGGGGCGUACACGAUGUGCCUGGUGUUCCGGAAGGGCGUGGAGGUGCUGUACCCCUUCAACAUGGAGUACUACCUGAUGGCCGGGUGCCUCCUGUACGUGAUGUGGAAGAACGUGGGCCGGCACACAGACCCCCGCGCCCCCGCCGCCCCCCACAGGCUCACCCUGAGGGCCAUACGCCGCAGCGGCGUCCUGCUGGGGCCCCUGGCGGGGGGGGCCACACUGCUGCUGGGCGUGGCCCUGUUUGUGCUGUACCAGGUGUGGGUGGGGCACCGCAAGCAGAGGGAGGCGGCCUUCCUGCUGUUCUACGGGUUCCACCUGGUGCUGGUGCCGCUGAUGGUGCUGGCGUCGCUGGGCGGGUCGCUGGUGCACGUGCUGGAGAGGCGGGGCCGGGGGAAGGGCGGCGGGGAGGGGGGGCGCAACCCCGCCCGCAGCCUGGAUGUGCUGCUGCUGGUGGGGGCCGCCCUCGGCCAGCUCUCCCUCUCCUACUUCUCCCUGGUGGCGGCUCUGGCCGUGGGGCCCCAGGGCAUGAUGGGAAACCUGGAUCUGGCGUACUCGCUGCUCUGCCUGCUGGAGCUGGUGCUGCAGAAUGUCUUCAUCAUCGACGGCCUCAACGGCCCCCACCACGGCCCCCACCACUCCGCGGGCCCCGCCCACUGCCAGAGAGCCACGAAGAAGAGCAGGAAGGCUGUGGUCGAACUUCUGGAGCCAGACAAAGCAGCAACAGCGGGCGAGACCGAGGGUGGCAAGAAGAAGCCCUGGACCAGACGAGCCAAACAGGAGAUCUGUGCGUUCCUGAUUCUGUCCAACAUCAUGCUGUGGGUCAUCCCGGCCUUCGGAGCGCAUCCCCAGUUUGAGAACGGCCUGGGGAAGAAGUUCUUCGGCUUCACGGCCUGGUUCAUCCUGGUGAAUCUGGGGCAGCCGCUGGGCGUGUUCUACCGCAUGCACUCUGUCGGGGCGCUGAUCGAGAUCCUCAUCACUGCCUGAUCCAGGCCGGGUCUUCACUCCUGCCUCCGAUCCGAUCCAGGACCGAUCCCGGCCCGGGUCUUCACUCCUGCCUCCGAUCCGAUCCAGGACCGAUCCCGGCCCGGGUCUUCACUCCUGCCUCCGAUCCGAUCCAGGACCGAUCCCGGCCCGGAUCUUCACUCCAGCCAGUAAUCCGAUCCAGGACCGAUCUGACCUGGGGUUUGACUCCAGCCACAGCCUCUGAACCGAUUUGAUGGGCCAAAUCUUUCCGUUUUGAACUGAAGUUUGUGAUGAAGUCAUGAGUUAGCAGUUAGAACUCACACUGGCCCUCCGAUGUGCCUCUGGCCUGAUCACUGUGGAACCGCACUCAGACCCCUUCUACCCCACUCAGACCCCUUCUACCCCACUCAGAACCCUUCUACCCCACUCAGAACCCUUCCACCACGGGACAAAAUCUGUCCAAACAGCCACUCGUCCCUAUGUGUGACCGCAUGGUGGAUGCUGCCAUUCAAUCCCCUCGUUGACCUUUCCAAGGUCACCAGGGGCAAAUUCCAGGAUCAUGCCUUUACUAAUGACUGUUGCCAUGGUGUCAGAAGCACUGCAUGAUUACCAGCUAACUCCACCCAAAUCCUACCAUUACCAGCUAACUCCACUCAAAUCCUACCAUUACCAGCUAACUCCACUCAAAUCUUACCAUUACCAGCUAACUCCACUCAAAUCCUACCCUUAACCCCAAACCCCCCCGCCCCUCUACAGCAUUCCAAUGUAAUUUAUACGGGUUAUUAAGAGCUUUAUUAGAUGUCCUGUAUAUAUUUAGGAUUUCUAUUUUGGCUCUCAGCAAGCAUUGCUCUUGUUCGGUGCUUUAGUUCUGCUGCAUGUACGCUUGGUCUGGGAAUGUUGGGAAUGCUAUUGGGAAUUCUGUUAGCAGGUCUGGCUCUGUUGCGGAUAUAAACUCAGGGAACGCUGUUCUGGUGCUAUGCUUUGAAUAAGAGGGUGUGCCACGUGGAUGAAAAUGUGUUGACAAUAAUGUUUUAGUCAGCUUAGGACUCAGCGUGACUGUAAGUGUGAUGAGGAUGUUUUAGUCAGGUUAGGCCACAGCGUGACUAUAAGUGUGAUGAGGAUGUUUUAGUCAGGUUAGGCCACAGCGUGACUACAAGUGUGAUGAGGAUGUUUUAGUCAGCUUAGGCCUCAGCGUAACUAAGUGUGAUGAGGAUGUUUUAGUCAGGUUAAGCCACAGCGUGACUACAAGUGUGAUGAGGAUGUUUUAGUCAGCUUAGGCCUCAGCGUAACUAAGUGUGAUGAGGAUGUUUUAGUCAGGUUAAGCCACAGCGUGACUAAGUGUGAUGAGGAUGUUUUAGUCAGGUUAGGCCACAGCGUGACUACAAGUGUGAUGAGGAUGUUUUAGUCAGCUUAGGCCUCAGCGUAACUAAGUGUGAUGAGGAUGUUUUAGUCAGGUUAAGCCACAGCGUGACUACAAGUGUGAUGAGGAUGUUUUAGUCAGCUUAGGCCUCAGCGUAACUAAGUGUGAUGAGGAUGUUUUAGUCAGCUUAGGCCUCAGCGUGACUAAGUGUGAUGAGGAUGUUUUAGUCAGGUUAGGCCAUGAUAUUUGAAUGUACAAAUGUGGAGUUUGUCCUGAUGGAUGAAAAAGUACUGAAAAAUACUAAAAUACUCCAGGUGCUUAUACUGGUUAUUAAUAAAAUAUCCCAGAGCCCCCAUCACUGGGACACUGGCUUCUCAUUGGGCCCACAGGGAAAAGCGCCCCCUUCUGGCCACCAACGUCAUCAAGCAAAAGAAAGUGCUGUAUGAUUGGCUGAUUUUCUGAAAAGUAGUCAACCCUGUGAUGUAAUAACAGAAUAAUCAAUAAUUUCAUUGAUACUGACGGUACAAUUAUUUGAAACUGUAGCAUUCAAACCUUACAUCAGGCUAUUGCAAAGAAUGUGACAUGGAAUAUUGAUU
Molecule: messenger RNA, 3612 nt
Organism: Conger conger (European conger)
Lineage: Eukaryota; Metazoa; Chordata; Actinopteri; Anguilliformes; Congridae
Product: proton channel OTOP3-like
Exons: 8
Coding region: 1-1677 (558 amino acids)
Biological process (GO): proton transmembrane transport
Cellular component (GO): membrane
Molecular function (GO): proton channel activity
Source: RefSeq, a predicted model, not a curated record